UUUUAAAUGGCGGAUCGCGUCUGUUUGUUCGAAUUUUGUGUAAAUUUGCAUUUAAAUCGCGAAAAUGGACGAUUUUUGCAUGGAUUACGAGAUAAAUGAGCCUCCAGUGAUGAUUUUGCAACAAAAGAACGCGACAACCAUCAAUGAUUUACGAACAGAGGAUUUGGCAAGAAUUUUCACGUUUCUCUCCGAAAAUGAAAAACGAACAGUCAUGACAGUCAACAAAAGAUGGUUAUCAGUUGUAAAUUCCGAAUUUCCCGCUGCCAGCUGCUUAAUUCUAACAAAAGACAUGAAUUACAGCCGAAACGGAGAGCUUUUCAAUACUUUUCUCGACCGCAUCACGAUGGAAAUGCGUCAAUUUACGCAUGUAAAGAUCAAAUCCUUUCCCGAAACGCUUGAAGAAUUCCUCACAAUGAUUCGCUUCCUGGAUUUCGUUAAAGAAGACGUCACAAAUAUGACAAUCGAAAGCCUACUAACAUUGAAUGAUGCUGCCUUUGAAAACAUCUUAAACGAGUUACUUUACACUAAAAUGCCGAAAUUAAAAUGUCUCGUAGUGCUCGAUGAGGUUCUUUUAGGCAACAUGGUGAUGCCGAAAAAAUUGCAGUCGAUCGAUGUCUUGAACGGAUUACAACUUCAUCUUUACCCGUACUGCCAACACCUGAAAAUUAAGAAUUUCUCUCUCCAAAGUAGCCAUUUUUCGGUUCUUUGUGAACAUAUGCCGCGAAUUAGGAAUCUUUUCAUUUUGCAUGGCACCGGAAAUGUUACGAUCAGCAUCGACUCCCUUUUGGAUCAAAACAAGCCCUCAAUUAAGGAUUUGACGAAUUUGCAUGAACUUGUGUUUGAAACAUCAUCCCGCGAAGCACCUUCGGAUGAUGCAAAAUGGCCUCGAUUGUCGAAUUUACGGAUUUUGAGACUUACUGGCAUUGGAUUUUCUCUCAUGAGUGAAGAAAUGGUUACCGAAUUGGCUGACAAUUGUCCUUUGAUAGAACAAUUCAAAUUGGAUGUUCAAGGCGGAUUGAUCUCCGUUUUAUGUCUUCUACCUCUAAUUUACGGACUUUACUUGACUACUUUGGAAAUUCCCGGUGAAGUGGAUUACUAUAUUUGUCGUAAUUCGAUUCUCGUUGCCAAUGUGAUGAAUCAUUGUCAUGAUCUACAAAGUAUUUGCAUCAAGGAAAAUUGUGGGUUUUCGCUCGAACAUGAGUUGAAAUUGUUUCAAAAGCUUCCAACCCUUCAAACUGUCACUUCGAUCAUUACGCUGAAGGAUUUAUCGACAAUAACGCGAGUUAUGACAAGAGAUGACUUGCACAACCUCAAAGAAUAUUUGAAACGGAACAUAAUUUACUACAAGGAUAUGCAAGAUACGUUGGAUUUUUUGUUAAAUCACGUGAUCUCAAUGGAACAAGUGAUCCAUUUGUACGAAAUGUACUUGGAAGAAUACCGCGAGGUCGACGAUUACGACGGCGUUCGUAAAUUGUACGUCAUUCUAUCAGGAUAUCUCAAUUUACCGCAAGAAGAAAUUUGCAAAAUUAUUUGCAUGAUACAAAAAUUCAUCUCUGACUGAAAAUUACAACAAAAAUAAUUGAAUUUUAAUAUUAAAAAAAAUGUGAAAUUACAAUUUUGUCUACAAAUUAAAACGAAAUUUAUCUAUC
Molecule: messenger RNA, 1649 nt
Organism: Culicoides brevitarsis
Lineage: Eukaryota; Metazoa; Arthropoda; Insecta; Diptera; Ceratopogonidae
Exons: 4
Coding region: 65-1561 (498 amino acids)
Source: RefSeq, a predicted model, not a curated record